AUGGAUCCAAACAAACCACAGUACUUCAUUCAUCCAUAUGAUCCUGCUAAUCUUAGUGGUGCAAAGGCUUCAGAUAGUGGUAGGAAGAGCAAAAAUUGUAGGAAAAGUGAAGAUUGCGGCGAGAAGCUGCAGGUUAUUUCUGGCUCACCACUAGCAGUUGUAGCUGCAGUACAAAAAGCACAACAGCAACAUGUUGCAGCAACACUUACAAGUUCUGGUGCACCAGUUACAGUGAAUAUUGAUAUACAAGCACUAACUGAUAUGGCACAUCGAGAAUAUCAAGCCGGUGAUUAUGCAAAUGCUGAGCAACAUUGCGUGACAAUUUGGCGUGCUGAUCCAAAUAACGUCAGUGUGCUACUUCUUCUCUCUUCGAUACACUUUCAAUUAAAAGACCUGGAUAAGUCGAUGCAAUUUUCAACAAUGGCAAUUAAAGCAAAUCCGAAAUGUGCUGAGGCAUACAGUAAUUUGGGCAAUGUGUAUAAGGAGCGAAAUCAAUUAGCAGAAGCACUGGAAAACUAUAAGAUAGCGGUAUCACUGAAACCAGAUUUUAUUGAUGGAUAUAUCAAUCUAGCAGCUGCGCUAGUUGCCACUGGUGAUUUGGAUCAAGCUGUGAAUGCAUAUGUUUCUGCUCUUCAGUAUAAUCCCGAUCUGUAUUGUGUACGAAGUGAUCUGGGUAACCUGCUGAAAGCAAUGGGUCGUCUCGAAGAUGCUAAGGUUUGUCGAUUUGGAUGCAGCUUUCCGUUACUAAAUGGCACAGUCUAUAUUGAAAGGCACGGGGAAUUCUACGCGGAAAGGAAAGCAGCGUGGCAGAUAAAGACGUUUGGUAUGAUUAUGUGUUUUAAUCUUUGUGAUUUGUUUGCUGCGCUUUUAUCACUUUUUAUUAUCGCUGGUUGUUAUCUGAAAGCAAUCGAAACACAACCACAGUUCGCGGUUGCCUGGUCUAAUUUGGGUUGCGUUUUUAAUGCCCAGGGAGAAAUUUGGCUUGCAAUACAUCAUUUUGAGAAAGCUGUUCAACUGGACCCAAAUUUUCUGGAUGCUUAUAUAAAUUUGGGUAAUGUACUGAAAGAAGCACGCAUUUUUGAUCGAGCGGUUGCUGCUUAUUUGCGUGCAUUAAAUUUGGCCGGGAAUCAUGCUGUUGUUCAUGGAAACCUGGCAUGUGUUUAUUAUGAGCAAGGGCUUAUCGAUUUGGCUAUUGAUAUGUAUCGAAAAGCUAUCGAUUUGCAGCCGAAUUUUCCCGAUGCAUAUUGCAAUUUGGCCAAUGCUUUAAAAGAAAAAGGUUUGGUAUCCGAAGCAGAAGCUGCAUAUAACAAAGCAUUGCAGCUCUGUCCAACGCAUGCUGAUUCACAAAACAAUCUAGCAAAUAUCAAAAGAGAACAAGGAAAAAUUGAGGAUGCUACAAGGCUUUAUUUGAAAGCGUUAGAGAUUUAUCCUGAAUUUGCUGCUGCACAUAGUAAUCUUGCAUCGAUACUGCAACAACAAGGCAAACUUCAAGAUGCAAUCAAUCAUUAUAAGGAAGCAAUUCGUAUAGCACCCACAUUUGCUGAUGCAUAUUCAAAUAUGGGAAAUACAUUAAAAGAAAUGGGUGAUGUUGGCGGAGCAUUACAGUGUUAUACUCGUGCUAUACAGAUCAAUCCUGGAUUCGCUGAUGCGCAUAGUAAUUUGGCUAGCAUACAUAAGGAUUCUGGUAAUGUUCCUGAAGCAAUUCAAAGUUACUCAACAGCACUCAAGUUAAAACCUGAUUUUCCUGACGCAUUCUGUAACUUGGCUCAUUGUUUGCAGAUUAUUUGCGACUGGAAUGAUUAUGAUAAUCGUAUGAAGAAACUUAUAGCAAUUGUUGAUGACCAAUUGCAAAAAAAACGUUUGCCAUCAGUACAUCCACAUCAUUCAAUGCUCUAUCCAUUAACACAUGCUGUUCGAAUGGCUAUUGCAGCAAAACAUGCACAAUUAUGCAUUGAAAAAGUCCAAAUAUGUCACAAAGCACCAUAUAUAUAUCCUGAUCGAAACAGCGUUCGCAAAGGACAACGUUUACGAAUCGGUUAUGUAUCGUCUGAUUUUGGCAAUCAUCCUACCAGUCACUUGAUGCAGUCCAUUCCGGGAAUGCAUAAUCGUGAAAAUGUUGAAGUGUUUUGUUAUGCACUUUCUCCAAAUGAUGGUACCAAUUUCCGACAAAAAUUGAUGAAUGAGUCAGAACAUUUCGUUGAUUUAUCACAGAUUACAUGUAAUGGAAAAGCAGCUGAUCGCAUACAUGAUGAUGGAAUCCAUAUUUUGAUCAAUAUGAAUGGAUAUACGAAAGGUGCACGCAAUGAAAUAUUCGCAUUACGCCCAGCACCCAUCCAGGUGAUGUGGCUUGGUUAUCCGAGUACUUCGGGUGCUCCAUUUAUGGAUUAUAUAAUUACUGAUUCGGUAACAUCUCCUUUGGAACUUGCUCAUGCAUAUAGUGAAAAACUUGCAUAUAUGCCUCAUACAUUCUUUAUUGGUGAUCAUGCCCAAAUGCUAAAGCAUCUUACUGAGCGAGUAAUUGUUAAAGAGAAAAAUGACCCAACCCCAAUUGACAAGGAAACUGUCACAGUUGUGAAUUCGGUGAAUUUGGAGCCGCUAUUGUCAAAAGCAGAAGUCAAGCCAUUUGUUCGAGAAGCUGAAGUGGCACAUGGUCCAGAACGUGAUAUGAUCAAGACUGAAGUGGUGCUUCCAGUAAUUGAAGUACCAACAACUGAACCACUUAAACAGAUGAUUGGUUCUGGUAUGAUUGCUGGUAAUGUUGAAGGUGUACCGGUACAGAAUGGUCUUACUACUUUGAAUCAAACACAUGUAAAAGCAGCAACAGGUGAAGAAGUACCACAUACCAUCCUGGUUACAUCACGACAACAAUACGGACUACCUGAUGAUGCUAUUGUCUUCUGCAAUUUCAAUCAGCUGUAUAAAAUCGAUCCUCCAACCCUAUCGAUGUGGUGUGACAUCCUGAAAUUGGUACCAAAUAGUAUUUUAUGGUUGCUUCGAUUCCCUUAUCACGGAGAACCAAAUGUUAUGCGGUUUUGUGCGGAACGGAAUAUAGAUACGCGUCGCAUUGUAUUUUCUAAUGUAGCUGCAAAGGAAGAACACGUACGACGUGGUCAACUUGCGGAUGUUUGCUUAGAUACGCCACUUUGUAAUGGACACACCACUGGAAUGGAUAUCUUAUGGACGGGGACACCAAUGAUCACAAUGCCAUUGGAAACACUAGCAUCACGUGUUGCAUCAAGUCAAUUGUACGCUCUUGGUGUACCGGAAUUAGUAGCAAAAGAUCGUGAAGAUUAUAUCAAGAUUGCAAAAAGACUGGGCACCGAUCGAGAAUAUCUUAGUCAAAUUCGUGCAAAAGUUUGGAAAGCUCGAACAACAUCAACAUUGUUUAAUGUUCGUCAAUAUUGUUCGGAUAUGGAGCGUUUGUUGCAUAAGAUGUGGAAGCGUUAUGCAGAUGGUUUAUCACCGGAUCACAUAUUGUCGGAUCGUGAGGGACGAGAUCCAAAUGAUAGAACGAACUGA
Molecule: messenger RNA, 3519 nt
Organism: Brugia malayi
Lineage: Eukaryota; Metazoa; Nematoda; Chromadorea; Rhabditida; Onchocercidae
Gene: Bma-ogt-1
Product: UDP-N-acetylglucosamine--peptide N-acetylglucosaminyltransferase, putative
Exons: 25
Coding region: 1-3519 (1172 amino acids)
Biological process (GO): protein O-linked glycosylation
Molecular function (GO): protein N-acetylglucosaminyltransferase activity; protein binding
Source: RefSeq, a predicted model, not a curated record